Exophiala spinifera is the source of this 1743-nucleotide messenger RNA. RefSeq lists its product as uncharacterized. Gene Ontology annotation, biological process: proteolysis. The transcript has a single exon. NCBI's taxonomy places the organism in Eukaryota, Fungi, Ascomycota, Eurotiomycetes, Chaetothyriales, Herpotrichiellaceae. The coding region runs from base 1 to 1743 and encodes 580 amino acids. Gene Ontology annotation, molecular function: aspartic-type endopeptidase activity. The record is from RefSeq and is a predicted model, not a curated record.
AUGGAAUCUGCCCAAGUCAAUCUCGGUACGCCAUGCAGCCAACUCGUGGCACCAUCACUACAUGGUGCGGAGGUUCUCCAGAUCUCAGCGGCAGAGGUACACAACUACAGCUUCCCGCCGGUUCGAGGCUUCAACAUGCCGGGAGUCUCGGACGUCGCCUUCUGCAAUGUCACCGCAUCGCUACGACAUACGGGGGCUGAUGACACGGUCUACGUUUACGUGUGGCUUCCGCUCAAAGACUGGAACGGCCGGUAUCAAGCCACGGGGGGCGGCGGGCUCGCGGCCGGCAUGGGUCCGCUCCUUAUGUCAGGGCAGGUUGCCGACGGAUACGCCGUGUCGUCCACUGACGGCGGAUUGACCAAGAACCAGACGGUUGACCCGCAGAGCGGGUUGUGGGCGUUGAGAGACGACGGCAGCCUCGACGAGGCUCUCUCGCUCAAUCUGGCUUGGCGCUCGAUCCACGACAUGGCCGUCGUGUCUAAGGAUGUCGUCAGGCAGUUCUACGGCACCGAGCCCAAAUACUCGUACUGGAACGGCUGCUCGCAGGGCGGACGCCAGGGCUACGCCGCGGCGGCAAAGUACCCGCACGACUUUGACGGGAUCCUCGCCGUGGCUCCGGCCAUCGACUUUGUCGACAUGGUGCCCUCAGACUACUAUCCUCCAGUGGUGUUGCGUAAUGCGGAAGAAGUGCCGCCCGAGUGCAUCUUCCCAGAGUACCAGGCGGCCAUCAUCGAGGCGUGCGACACCCUCGACGGCGUGGCCGACGGCCUCAUCUCCAGCCACGAAAGUCUCGAGGCGUGCUCCUUCGACCCGGAUACGCUGGUCGGCAAGACCAUCACCUGCGGCGAGGACUGCCUUGACCGCGACCCAUUUUUGGGAUGGGUGCACGUCCCCUGCCGCAAGACGAGCGAGUUGACCAUCACGCCGGCGCACGCGGAUAUCGUCCGCAAGAUUCUCGCGGGGCCCCACACGACGGCUGCUGACGGUGAUGGCAACAGUCGCCGUCUCUGGUACGGCCUGGCGCCAGGCGCUGACUUUGACGUGCUCGCGCGCGUCGCGUUGAUCGACAACGGCACACAUCCGCGGCGCGAGGUCGUCCCCUUUGCCGUCGCGGAGAAUUGGCUCAAAUACUUCGCGCUGCAGGACCCGAGCUACGACAUGGCCGCAAUGACGCACGAGGACUACGUCGCGGCGCACGAGCUAUCCGUCGCGCGUCUCGGCCCGCUCUGGGGAAACCAGAACCUCGACCUUGCGGCCUUCAGGCAAUCCGGGAACAAGCUGCUGACCUGGUUCGGCCUGGCGGACCAGUACAUCACGCCGUUCGGCAUGAUCCGGUACCGCGAAGGCGUCGAGGAAAAGUUUGGCGGGCCCGACGCCGUCGACGAGUGGUACCGUCUCUUCUUCGCGCCCGGCGUGGGCCACUGCGCAGGCGGCGUCGGUCCGAACCCCGUCAAUCCGCUGGGGGCGCUGGUCUCGUGGGUCGAGCAAGGGAAAGCCCCUGACGUGCUGGCCGCAGCAAAGACGACCGAAGACGGCGUGCACAUCACGAGAGACCUGUGCAGGUUUCCCAAGAAGUUGGUCUAUGCAAAGGGAGACGUCAACGAGGCGAGCAGUUUUAUUUGUUCAGAGGAAGAGGAGGGGGAAGAGAAGGAGGGAGGGAAGGGGGGAGAGAAGGAGGAAGAAGGAGGUGGUGAUGGUGAUAGUGAUGGUACCCAUCGCAAAGAGCGACAUGAGGAGCUAUGA